This is a messenger RNA of Enterobius vermicularis (human pinworm), 684 nucleotides long. The record is from the annotation of a GenBank genome assembly. NCBI's taxonomy places the organism in Eukaryota, Metazoa, Nematoda, Chromadorea, Rhabditida, Oxyuridae.
AUGCAAACGAUGAAAAAACCUAAAAAACGCGGCUUAGGAGACAGCUUUAAGGAAAAACAGAUACUUCCAGGUACUCUUCUAAAAAACGACCCAGUUUGCCAAACAAGAAAAAAAACUGCAGCAUCAUUUUCCACAGAUGUACCAAACUUCCAGGACGGCACUAUUGUUUUUUUUCGUAUUGCAUCUAGUCAAAUCCUGUCAUCAUCGGAUCUGAAUUGCAAUUUUAACAACGUUUGUCAGUGGAGAAACGCUACCAACGGUGAACAAGACGAUGGCGACUUUGUGGUUUCUAAUCAUCUCGUUUUUGAUCUACAGCGCAUCACUGCGAAGGACAACGAUAUAGGUGAUUUGAAAUUUUGUAGCAUUAAGUCAACUAUAAAUUACGAACACUGCCAGUUGGGUGGUGCGGUUUUAAAGCUGUGGUACUACAGAACAGGUGUUAGGACCACUCUUGAAGCCUGUAUCCGUCAACCACCAGGGAGCCUGCUUGUAACAGCUCAAAAAUGCUUCCCGUUGUUUGUGGGGAAUCAUAUAAGACAAUGGCUUUAUGGUGCAGUAGAAUUUCCGCCGAUUUCGCAACCAUUUGAACUUAUCAUCAAAGCAACGUUUAUCCAACCUAACGAUAUCGUGGUGAUUGAUGACAUUAUUUACGACGCCAUUCUUUGCGGUAUGUUUUUUGCAUGA